Molecule: messenger RNA, 1449 nt
Organism: Cryptomeria japonica (Japanese cedar)
Lineage: Eukaryota; Viridiplantae; Streptophyta; Pinopsida; Cupressales; Cupressaceae
Product: caffeic acid 3-O-methyltransferase-like
Exons: 3
Coding region: 103-1182 (359 amino acids)
Biological process (GO): methylation
Molecular function (GO): O-methyltransferase activity; S-adenosylmethionine-dependent methyltransferase activity; protein dimerization activity
Source: RefSeq, a predicted model, not a curated record
AUCUAGAAGGCACAGAGCUCACCAACACCAAUUCUAUCCUAUAUAUGUAUCAUAUGAAAACCUAUGUCAAUGUGCCUCAGAACCUAAGAAAUUCUAGCAAAAAUGGGUUCCCCUAGUGCCACCAUUAUCAAUGAGGAAGAAUGGCUUGUGGCUAUGGAGCUAAACACCUUCACCUGCCUCCCUAUGGCCCUCAAGGCUGCAGUAGAGCUUGAGGUGCUGCAGACCAUAGCCAAUGCAGGUGAUGGUAUUCAAGUUUCCCCUACCAAGAUUGUGUCCCAAAUUCCAAAUGUAACAAACCCAGAUGCUGCAAUUACUCUAGAUAGGAUUCUGAGAGUCCUAGCAAGUCAUUCCCUCCUCAGCUGUUCUGUAACCACAGACAAGAAUGGAAAGCCUGAGAGGCUCUAUGGUCUGACUCCUCUCUGCAAAUACCUUGUGCAGAGCAAGGAUGGUCUGUCCUUGGCCCCACUGGUCGUGAUGAACCAGGACAAGGUGUUUUUGGACGCCUGGCAUUAUCUUAAGGAUGCUGUUCUUGAUGGGAGCCAGCCAUUCAGUAAGGCACAUGGGGUGCAUGCAUUUGAGUACCCUGCCAAAGACCAGAGAUUCAAUAAGCUCUUUAAUAGGGCUAUGGCUGAGCACUCUAUACUUAAUAUGGGGAGGAUUCUUGAGAUAUAUGAGGGUUUUAAGGAUUUGGAGGAGCUGGUGGAUGUGGCUGGUGGAGUAGGGCAUACUCUUAAUAUUAUAGUUUCCAAGUACCCCAAUAUAAGGGGAGUGAAUUUUGAUCAGCCUCAUGUUGUGGCAGAUGCUCCACAGUUUCCAGGGGUAACCCAUAUUGGGGGAGAUAUGUUCGACAGCGUACCAUCUGGCCGGGCUAUUUUUAUGAAGUGGAUUUUGCACGACUGGAGUGAUGCUCAUUGUAUAAAGCUUCUGAAGAAUUGCCACAAGGCCUUGCCAGAGAAUGGAAAGGUGAUUGUAGUGGAUUCCAUUUUGCCAGUAGCUGCAGAGACCUCUUCCUAUGCCAGGCAGGCAUUUCAUGUGGAUCUUUGCAUGUUGGUACACAACCCAGGUGGAAAAGAGCGGACAGAGGAGGAGUUCAAACAACUUGCAAAAGUAGCAGGAUUUGCAGGAGGUGCAAAGCCCAUUUGCUGCGUUAAUGGAGUCUGGGUUAUUGAGUUCCAGAAAUGAUCUCAUCAUAUCUAAACCCCCCAAUAAAAAGUGAUCGUGAUAUCCACUAUGUGGGCCAUUAGCGUGAGUUGUAUUGAUGUGGGCCAUUUGCGUGAGGUGUAUUGUUGUUUAUGAGGUGAAAUGGCCCCACCUGAUACCUGGUUCCAAAUAGUUUAGAGAUCAGUGCUCCGUCAUUUAAUCUUCUGAAUAAUAUUUUAUAUAUUUGAGGUAUUUGUAAUGAUUUUUCAUUAACGGGAUUAGCUUUAUAUGAAUUAUGUUACAUUACAA